AUGCCUAGGUUGCAUGGUAGAUAUUUUAUCCCAGUGCCCUUGACCUGGGACUAUAAAAUGUUUACCCACACCGGCACACAGAUAUACACACCUGCCACAAAAGAAAUCUACAUUGUUACCAUACACAGAUACAAAAUACUCACCACACAGGCAAAAUACACAGAGACCAAAUUAAUGAAAAGGGUGUAUUCAAAAGAUAUAAACUUAUAUCUGUAUCCAAAAUAUGCACACUCAGCCCAAACAUGGAAUGUACGUAUAGAAUAUACACGAAAGACCUACAUGGUGUUUGCACACCAUGUAAAAGACACAACCUGCAACUCGGAUAAAAACCAUCCAAAAUGA
Messenger RNA from Rangifer tarandus platyrhynchus (Svalbard reindeer), 342 nucleotides. NCBI's taxonomy places the organism in Eukaryota, Metazoa, Chordata, Mammalia, Artiodactyla, Cervidae. The record is from the annotation of a GenBank genome assembly.